Messenger RNA from Penaeus vannamei (Pacific white shrimp), 539 nucleotides. RefSeq lists its product as uncharacterized. The record is from RefSeq and is a predicted model, not a curated record. NCBI's taxonomy places the organism in Eukaryota, Metazoa, Arthropoda, Malacostraca, Decapoda, Penaeidae.
GCGACCUGUCAUGUCACCAUAGUGUAGAGCAUAGGCCUACUCAGACCAGUUCACUGAGACCUCAAGAUGAAUUUCACUGCCCUGUUCGUGACCCUUCUGGUGGCGCUGUCGGCGCUGCUCUCAGCCGCCAGCCCCGACCCCGAACCCUUCAAGCUGUUGAAGAAGCUCAAGAAGGGCCCGGUCCGACCGAUCUACCGACCAGUCUACUACGCCCCUCGCCCCGUCUACCACCCGCCACCCGUCUACCACCCCCCGCCUCCCGUCUACCACAAGCCUAUCUACAAGCCCGUCUACAAGCGCUGGUAGACCCCCAGACAGAGGAGCCAGCAGCGGUCGACGUCUGGCUGAGAAGUUUGCCGCGGACGCCACGGAGAGACUUCAGCCGGACGCCUGUGCGCGGCGUGAAUUAGCCUGAGAGUCUUGUGUACCGUUUCGAUUUUUUUUUUUCUUUUCCUUUUUCUUUUAAAUGAAAACACUUCUGGUUUAGAAAACUUUAUAUUCCUAUAAAAUAAUGUACUGUAAAAGGAUUCUUUUAUAAA